Molecule: messenger RNA, 498 nt
Organism: Theileria annulata
Lineage: Eukaryota; Apicomplexa; Aconoidasida; Piroplasmida; Theileriidae
Exons: 1
Coding region: 1-498 (165 amino acids)
Source: RefSeq, a predicted model, not a curated record
AUGGCUAAAUUUAUCUAUUUCUUAGUUAUAAUAUUUGUUAAAUUGCUCAUCUGCGAGUGUGAAAAUGUAGUAUUAAAUAUCUCUGCAAAACCAGUAGAAUUGAAUACAAAUAAAAUAAAUUCCAAUACAUAUUUUGUAAAUGGACUUCCAUGUAAAAAGUUUGCCCCUAAGCCUAAUAAUAGUGUUAAAAAAGUUAUGGAAGGUAAUAUUAAGGUUUGGGAAGAUUCUAGAUCUGAAUGUACUGACGCUAUAGUUUAUCCUGAAACUGAUAGACCGAAACUUGUACAUUUAUUCAUAACUACUGAUGCCAGAAGUUCACAUGAAUAUUAUUCUAGAGAAGGUGAUAAAUGGACUAAAAUAGAUGAAGCGAAAUAUCGUACAUUGCUGGAUGAAUUUUUACCACAAACUUCACGUCCUUCUAUGGGUAAAAAGAAAGGUUCAUUCCAAUUACCAAGUCUUUUUAUCGUCUUUUUACAAUUUUUCUUGUAUUCUUUCUAG